Molecule: messenger RNA, 480 nt
Organism: Salvia splendens (bonfire salvia)
Lineage: Eukaryota; Viridiplantae; Streptophyta; Magnoliopsida; Lamiales; Lamiaceae
Product: RING-H2 finger protein ATL1
Exons: 1
Coding region: 1-480 (159 amino acids)
Biological process (GO): protein ubiquitination
Molecular function (GO): ubiquitin protein ligase activity
Source: RefSeq, a predicted model, not a curated record
AUGGGUUUUUCUUUAUACUCACAACUUACAAAACCCUUCAAAUACUUCUCAAAUCUCAUGAGAAGCAACUCUGAAGAGGAUGAUCCCGAGCUCCGCCCGUCCCCUUCGAACGUGCUGCUUCCGGACUACUUGACGAACAAAUCUUUAUGCAAAGAUCGCCUUCCAGUGGUCGAACAUGCAACCUUCAGAUCACAGAACGAGGAGGAAGGGGAGGAGGAUGACGAAGAAGAAGGGGGUGAUGAUUGUGCGGUUUGUUUGAGAAGAAUAGAGGCAUGGCACAAUGUGAGGGAGCUUGGCAACUGCGAGCAUGCUUUCCAUGUCGAGUGCCUCGAUUCUUGGAUCGACCGCGGUGGAGAAACGUGUCCCGUGUGUCGAGCUAGGCUCGUCUCUGGGGAGGUGGGACAUGGGAAAGAUCCAUGGAGAUCGGAGAGAAUGGUCUACUUGUUUGGAGAGGAUUGUUUGAUGGAGGAGCUUCAAUGA